AUGGUCUACCCCGCCGUCCUCUCGUCCACAUUUUACGACUGCGGCUCGGCCGUCACCAUGACCACCGAGACCAUCUGGACCACGACCUGGACCACCAACUUCCUCGCCGCCAACCCCCAGUCGACCUGGGACGCCUGCUACACCGUGACAGAGACCAUCACCGGCAACCCCGCAGACUACACCCGCCCCGCCCUGCCUCCCUUCUUCGUCGAGACCAAGGUCGCCUGUGGCGUCUGCGAGGGCGGCGAGAUUGUCAUCACAGCGCCCGUCGCCGACUUUACGCCCAGCGUCCACAUUGAGGGCAACGGCGUCUUCGCCGACGGUGCCGUGCCCGGCCAGGUUGCCCCCGUGCACGCCCAGCCCACGUACGGACCCGAGUACCCCGCCGAGCCGCCUGCUCCCGAGGGCGAGGUGCCCGCUGGUGCUGCUGUUGCCCCCCCUGCUCCCGAAGGAGCUAUUCCUGCUGUUGCCCCUCCUGCUCCCGAAGGAGCCAUUCCUGCUGUUGCCCCUCCUGCUCCCGAAGGAGCCAUUCCCGCCGGUGCCCCUCCUGCUCCCGAGGGCGAGAUUCCCGCCGGUGCUGCCCCCCCUGCUCCCGAGGGCGAGAUUCCCGCCGGUGCUGCCCCCCCUGUCCCCGAAGUAGCCAUCCCCGCUGAGGGCGCUCCCGCUCCUGGCCCCGAGGGCGAGGUUCCCGCGGCUGCGCCCCCUGCCCCUGAAGUCGCCAGCAAUGUCGGCCAGGGCAUUCCCGAGCCGGAAGGCGACUUUGCCAUCACUGGCGAGCCCGCGACAGAUAACGACAUCACCGUCGGUCAAGGUGUCCCCGCCGAAGAGGAGAGCGAUGUCACCACUGUUGCCGGUGUCCCUGCAGACUCUGCCGACAUUGGCACCCCUGCCGCGCCACCUGCCGAGAGCGAUGUCAUUGACGGCUUCGUCCAGGCUUCGGCGCCGGCUGUGAGGAGUAGUUUCGGCGUGCUCGCCUUCAGCGCCUUCAUCGGCAUGAUCAUCUGCAUGUAA
This is a messenger RNA of Verticillium alfalfae VaMs.102, 1011 nucleotides long. RefSeq lists its product with no specific name. Lineage: Eukaryota; Fungi; Ascomycota; Sordariomycetes; Glomerellales; Plectosphaerellaceae. The transcript is spliced from 2 exons. The coding region runs from base 1 to 1011 and encodes 336 amino acids. The record is from RefSeq and is a predicted model, not a curated record.